Molecule: messenger RNA, 1359 nt
Organism: Oncorhynchus mykiss (rainbow trout)
Lineage: Eukaryota; Metazoa; Chordata; Actinopteri; Salmoniformes; Salmonidae
Source: RefSeq, a predicted model, not a curated record
CACCCAGCACACAGACACAGACACACACCCAGCACACACCCAGACAGUUGGGUAUAUCUUCAGCCAGCUAUAGUGUUUGUGUUAGACUCUGGACCAGCUGCAGAUUGAAGUCUAAGGAGGAGCAACACGGUUUUUCAGUCCGUCAGCAUGGCACUCGUCUUCCUCCUCCUCUUCCUCCCCCUCUCUCACCACUCCAAUGCCAUGACUGGUUGCCAUAGUGACCGUGACAAAGACCACCGCCCCCGGGUCAACUGCACGGCAACCAACCUUAGUGACGUCCCCGCCAGCAUCGACACGACAACCAAGGUGCUGAUCUUCACCCAGAACCAGUUCUCCAGUCUAACCUGGUCCUCCUAUAGUCACUUCCCAGAGCUCUAUGAGAUAGAUUUGAGCCACAACACAAUUCCAGAGGUUCCCCUGUCCCCCGGCCCGAUUCUCCCCACUCUAGGGGUUCUACGCCUGGUAGGGAACCGCAUUAGAACCCUGCCCCCUCACUCCUUCAGGGCCACGCCGGGCCUGCUAGAACUCUAUCUGGACCAGAACAUUCUGGAGACACUAGACGACCUGUCCUUCUCUGGGCUCAGGCUGCUACAGAUCCUGGAACUUUCUCAGAACCGUAUCUCUGUUCUGCCCCCUCUGAUGUUUCGCUCCCUCCCAGCCAUCGAAACCUUGGUUCUAGAGCAGAACCACAUCAGAACCAUGCCUGACCAGUGGUUCUCUGCCAAACCUGAAGUUCCCUACACCUACCUGUCGCAGAACCCCUGGGCCUGCUUCUGUAAGGUGGGUUACCUGAAGAAACACCUGGAUGAUCAGGGCUUCAACGUGUACACGAGGGAUGGAAUAAUCAUCACUCCGGACGAAGAGAGUGUUACCUGUGCCACACCUCCCUCCCUGGCCGGCCGACCAAUCGUGGGGCUGGAGGAUGAGGAGUACUGCUCACCUGGUGCCAAACCUGAUGGCCCCCCUGGAGACUCUGAACCUCAACCUACCCCUACACUACCCCCCACCACCACUAUGCCACCAACCACAGGAGCCACAACCACAGUUCCUACUACCUUCCCCACCACUACUACUCCUGCUACCACUACUACUGUGGUACCCACUACUCCUGCUACCACUACUACUACUGUGGUACCCACUACUCCUGCUACUACUACUGCUACUGUGGUACCCACUACUCCUCCCCAUCUCAACCACCUAGGACCCCAACUCAACCACCUAGGACCCCACCUAGAACCCCAACUCAACCACCUAGAACCCCAACUCAACCCCCUAGAACCCCAACUCAACCCCCUAGAACCCCAACUCAACCACCUAGGACCCCAACUCAACCCCCACUACCUAGAACCCAGACCCUGA